GCGCCGAGGGAGGGGAAACCCGAGGGGUUCCUUGGAGAAGUGGCGCGUCCCGGGGCGGCGGCUGAUGAAGAAAGACGCGGUGCCGAGAAACCCCUGAGCUGGAAGGGGCCACAGAGGGGCCGGCAUGGGCCCCGCACGGCCCGCACCUUGGCUGCUGCUCUUCACCUGGCUCCCAGCAGGGUGCCUGUCCUUGCUGGUGACAGUCCAGCACACAGAGCGCUAUGUCACCCUGUUUGCUUCCACUGUCCUCAAAUGUGACUAUACCACCUCUGCCCAGCUCCAGGAUGUGGUAGUGACGUGGCGCUUCAAGUCCUUCUGCAAGGACCCCAUCUUUGACUACUACUCUGCCUCGUACCAGGCAGCCUUAUCCCUGGGCCAGGACCCAUCCAAUGACUGCAAUGACAACCAGCGGGAAGUUCGCAUCGUGGCUCAGCGACGGGGGCAGAACGAGCCAGUGCUGGGGGUGGAUUACCGGCAGCGCAAGAUCACCAUCCAGAACCGAGCAGAUCUUGUGAUUAAUGAAGUGAUGUGGUGGGACCAUGGAGUAUAUUACUGCACUAUUGAGGCUCCAGGGGACACCUCAGGAGACCCAGAUAAGGAGGUGAAACUCAUCGUCCUGCACUGGCUGACGGUGAUCUUCAUCAUUCUGGGUGCCCUCCUUCUCCUGCUGCUGAUUGGCGUGUGCUGGUGCCAGUGCUGUCCUCAGUACUGCUGCUGCUAUGUCCGCUGCCCCUGCUGUCCCACCCGCUGCUGCUGCCCCGAGGAAGCCCUGGCCCGCCACCGCUACAUGAAGCAGGCAAAGGCCCUAGGUCCUCAGAUGAUGGAAAGACCCCCGUACUGGGGGGCGGACAGGAGCUCCCUGGUUUCGUCUUAUCCAAUGAACCCGCUGCUGCAGCGAGAGCUGUCCCUGCGGUCCAGCCUCCCACAGAUGCCAGUGACCCAGACUGCCGCCCACCCUCCCAUCCCCAAUGGUGUCCUGGAGUAUUUGGAGAAAGAGCUGCGGAACCUCAAUCCGGCCCAGCCUCUGCCGCCUGACCUCAAAGCCAGACUCGGCCAUCCCCGCAGCAUGCUGUCCUCCCUGGGCUCUGAGGUCGUGGAACGCAGAAUCAUCCGCCUGCCCCCGCUGACCAGAGACCUGCCCUCCUCGAGGAGGACCAGCGACUCCUCGCGGCAGCAGUGGCUCACCCCAAUUCCUUCCAGACCCUGGGAUCUGAGGGAGGGGAGAAGGCAGCACCAUUACCCUGAUUUCCACCAGGAGCUCCAAGACCGGAGGCCAAAGCCUUGGGUGCUGGCAAGAAGCGAGCUGGACCCCCCGUGGAGUGGAGGGCACCGCAGCUCCAGGCCGAAUGGAUCGCCCCUCCCCUGGUCGGACAGGGAGAGCCUCAGCGACGGCCCCUCGUCCAGCGAGGCGCACUGGCGGCCCAGCGGCCCCCCUUUCGGGAGUCGCCAUCCGGAGAGGCCCCGCAGGCCCGGCCCGCGGGAGAACCCCCAGAGGCACGGGAGGCGCAGGCACCGCAGCUACUCCCCUCCCCUGCCCUCUGGCUUCAGUUCCUGGAGCUCCGAGGAGGAGAAGGAGAGGCAGCCCCGGAGCCGGGGCCCCCGUCGCCGCUCGCACUCCCCGAACUGGCCGGAGGAGAAGCCGCCUAGCUACCGCUCGCUGGAUGUCACUCCAGGCAAGAAUGGCAGGAAAAAAGGGAGUGUGGAGAGGCGCUCGGAGAGAGACAGUUCCCAUAGUGGAAGGAGUGUGGUCAUUUAGUCCCCGGUCACAGCACAACUUCCGUGGCUACUUCUC
Molecule: messenger RNA, 1792 nt
Organism: Carlito syrichta (Philippine tarsier)
Lineage: Eukaryota; Metazoa; Chordata; Mammalia; Primates; Tarsiidae
Gene: ILDR1
Product: immunoglobulin like domain containing receptor 1
Exons: 8
Coding region: 125-1756 (543 amino acids)
Cellular component (GO): plasma membrane
Molecular function (GO): high-density lipoprotein particle receptor activity
Source: RefSeq, a predicted model, not a curated record